AUGAUGAUCUUCAAUAAUUAUUGUUCAUGGCUGUCGAAACCAGAAAAGAUCGCCAUUCUUUUCGUCCUAUUCCUCUCGACAGCGGCCUUAGCCUACAUCGGAUCACCUCAUGAUCAUCAAGCGCCAUCGCCAAAUCCUCAACCCAAACACCGAUCGAGAUUUUCAGACAUCGUAGCCACAGUGCUAAUAAUUCUCGGAAUAAUCUUCUUCACCGUCGUCUUCAUCUUGAUCGAUCAAUACAUCAAAGGCAAUCUCCAUUUCCACGGUUCUGCUGCGAACAACAACAAUGUCGGCCCGGGGGUAGAACUUCAGGCUCAGGCUCAGGCUCAGGCUGAGGCUCAGGCUCGGGCUCAGGCUCAGGCUGAGGCUCAGGCUAGGGAGGCGCGGCAACGCGCUGAGGCGAUGGUUGAGAGGUUCCGGAGGGUUACUCACAGGGAGAUUAAGAUGCAACUAGGGUCUGGAAGAGAAGAGGCUGAUGAAUGUACCAUUUGUUUGGAAGUUUUCGCAGACGAUGAAGUUGUUAAUAUUAUACCCAAUUGUGGUCACGUUUUCCAUCCCCAUUGUAUUCUUGAUUGGCUCUCUAAUGGCAGCAUUUACAAUUGCCCCAAUUGCAAACGCGAUCUCCAACAACCACCAUCAUUUCCGUCUUCGAGUACUGGAAGUAGUGUUGUGGACCCAAGAUUUGGAGAAGGAACUAGCAGAUCAAGAGGGUUGGAGUAG
Cannabis sativa is the source of this 720-nucleotide messenger RNA. RefSeq names its product E3 ubiquitin-protein ligase ATL6-like. The record is from RefSeq and is a predicted model, not a curated record. NCBI's taxonomy places the organism in Eukaryota, Viridiplantae, Streptophyta, Magnoliopsida, Rosales, Cannabaceae. The transcript has a single exon. Bases 1 to 720 code for a protein of 239 amino acids.